Porites evermanni is the source of this 903-nucleotide messenger RNA. Lineage: Eukaryota; Metazoa; Cnidaria; Anthozoa; Scleractinia; Poritidae. The record is from the annotation of a GenBank genome assembly.
AUGAAGAAAUUUACCAAUGCAGCAGUUGUUAUAAACUCAAAUGACAAAGGCCUCUGUAUGGUCAAUUUUGUGCAUGAUUUACAGGUGUAUAAUAACAUGGAAAAUAACAUCAUAUACGUCCGUGCUUGCUGUUGGGCUUCCUAUAAGAGGAAUGUUAAAUACAAGGUGAAAAUGGUUUGUAAACAAAGCGGGACCCCAAAGAUUCUAGCAGCAAAGUGUGAUAGGCAGUGUCCGGCUUCCAACAGUGGGUGUUGUUGUCAUGUUAUGGCGCUCAUAUGGAAACUUGAGGACAUGACGAGAAAGUCAGAGCUAAAAAAUAUCACUCCUGACAACAGAUGCUGCACAUCAAAACCGAGGGAAUGGGCAAAAGGGGGUAGACGAGAAGUAGAGUUCUCUCCAGUGAUGGCUUUAAAAAUAACAAAACCAAGACAUGCGUCUGACUUACCUGGUAGUAAGAAAAGGAGUAUUGGCUCUCAGUUUUACGACCCCAGACCAUUGAAAUCACAGAAGCUUGAUGCUGAUGGAAUUGUAAAGCUGAGGCAAGAUCUUCAGAAAAUAAAUGUUCGCAUACCCUUUGUUGCUAUGUUACCAGAGGAAAAGACAAUUCAAACAGUAAUGACUGUAGUUGGCACUGUUGCUAAAGGUUCAACAAUUCAUAAGCAACUUCAAGAUUAUUCCCAGCAGCCUCCAAAUUUGGUAGUACCCUACCUUAGUAGUUCCUCCCUUGCCGGUAAAGAAAAUGUGAAUCCUGUCUCAAAUGGGCAAGCACUGAAUUCAAAUUCAAGUUUGAAUCAUGAAAUCUCUGUUCCACCUUCCACUGUGCAAUGUGAAUCAGAAAUGGCACCCCUUAGCACUCCUUCUAAUGAUUAUGAUGAGCUACAGCUUCAGCAGAUAUCAGAUUGA